Molecule: messenger RNA, 4444 nt
Organism: Megalops cyprinoides (Indo-Pacific tarpon)
Lineage: Eukaryota; Metazoa; Chordata; Actinopteri; Elopiformes; Megalopidae
Product: rho guanine nucleotide exchange factor 2-like
Exons: 28
Coding region: 335-3901 (1188 amino acids)
Biological process (GO): cell morphogenesis; actin filament organization; positive regulation of neuron differentiation
Cellular component (GO): ruffle membrane; cytoskeleton
Molecular function (GO): microtubule binding; guanyl-nucleotide exchange factor activity
Source: RefSeq, a predicted model, not a curated record
GGUAAAGUUGUUUCCGUGUUGGGGUCAAGUGACACAUUUCACCUGUUGAGGAGUUUACAUGCAAGACACGGGAAAUCCCAGGGGAUACUGGCAUGGGAAAGCCGUGAAAUAUAAGUGGUUCAGUUGCAGUUUCAAGUUUUGUCUGUGGCGGUUAAACGAGACUAUGCUAUGACCCGAAACUGUGGUGACUGAGGCGGCGCAGGAUGUGGUAGCCUACAUUUUGCUAGAUUUUACCCAUGAAGAAGACGAAGUAUAUCGAUAAAAGUGCGAGCUGACAGUUAAAUGGUGAUGAUGGCCAAUUACCUUUAGAGGGAGCUGUGACCCUCCCUUCCCAAUGGGACCUGAGAAGAACUCUGCACUGAUUAACACGAUGAUCACCACGCCUCCCCCCUCCCCCCCUCUCCCUGGCUCUCCCAUGCCCCCAAGCCACUGCGCCCCCUGUCCUGCUGCACCGCCCUGUUCCCCAUGCCUCUCCCCCACCAUGUCACCACACAAGCGUGCCAGCCCCGGGGGGGUGACCCUGCGGCCCCUUCCCUCCGACCACCUAGGACACCUGGACUCCAUGAGGAGACACAGCUGGCAGCCUGGGGCAGUGAUGCAGGGCUAUGCACAGUAUGAGCACCGCAGUGUGAGUCUGGAGGACCUCGACCCCGAGGAGAUGGAGAAAAUGCUGGGCGGGCCCCUGGGCGAAAUGAGAGGGCGAGACCCACGGCGAGCUCCGAUCACUCACUACGGCCCCGAGUUUGGGUCCCUGCUGUCACUCACAGAGGAGGAGACGGACUCUGACCCACAGCACUUCUCACUACUGGAGGAGCAGUCCAGCCAGAUGCAUGGCUGUAGCGCCUCGGCCCCCUCCCUGUUCGACCCGGCGACUGAGGCGCAGUCCCUGAGGGUCGCCCCUCGCCCUCGGCCCCACUCACACUGCCACGAAACCUCUCUGUACUCUUUGGUUGGAGGCUCCACACAAAGUGUGGAUGCAGGCAGCGAUCUGGGCUCGGCGGUCUGGGGGAGAGAGGAGAGGACGGAGCGAAAGCAGGGCCACAGAGAGGGGAGGGAGGAGAAGACGGGCAGCCCGCUCGGGCGUACACUCACUUUCCUGCGCAAGAUGGCUGGAAACCGCAAGAAUAAAGAGAAGGAGCGGAUGAAGGAGAGGGAGAAGGAGGCGAGAGAGAGGGAGGCGAGGUACAGCAACGGUCACCUCUUCACCUCCCUCACCGUGUCUGGGACGACACUCUGCUCCGCCUGCAACAAGAGCAUCACUGCCAAGGAGGCCCUCAGUUGCCCCACCUGCAAUGUCACCAUCCACAACCGCUGCCGAGACACUCUGCCAAACUGCGCCAAAAUGAAACAGAGGCAACAGAAGCUGGCUCUGGUGAGGAAUAGCUCAGCCCUGCAAAAUGUCGCUCUCCGCACAAAAAGCCCCAUGCUGAAAGAGAGGCCCAACUCGGCCAUCUACCCCUCUGACAGCCUGCACAAGACUCUGCUGGGCUCCCGCCGCGGCCGCUCCGGACUCUCUCUUUCCAAGAGUGUCUCCACCAAUAACAUAGCAGGGAACCUGAAUGAUGACUCUCCCCUGGGGCUGCGCAGGAUCCUGUCCCAGUCCACAGACUCUCUCAACUUCCGCAACCGGGCCAUGUCCAUGGAGUCCCUCAACGAUGAAGGGGAGGUGUACUACGCUUCCGUACUGGAGGAGCUGGAGCGGGAGGGCCGGGAUUUUGAGGCGGACUCCUGGAGCCUGGCGGUGGACUCCUCCUACCUGCAGACUCACCGUAAAGACAUCAUCAAGAGGCAGGAUGUCAUCUACGAGCUGAUCCAGACAGAGCUGCACCACGUGCGGACGCUGCGGAUCAUGGACGGGGUGUUCCGGCAGGGCAUGCUGGAGGAGGUGCGGCUGGAGCCGGGCGUGGUGCACGCCGUCUUCCCCUGCCUGGACCGGCUGCUAGCGCUGCACUCGCGCUUCCUGGCCCAGCUGCUGCUGAGGAAGAACCACAGCCUGGCGCCCGGCAGCAGCAACAACUUCACCAUCCACCAGCUGGGCGACGUGCUGCAGGAGCAGUUCUCAGGCCACAACGCGGACGAGAUGAGGAAGGCCUACGCCGAGUUCUGCAGUCGGCACCUGAAGGCUGUCAAACUGUACAAGGAGCUGCUGGCCCGAGACAAGCGCUUCCAGUACUUCAUUCGGCGAGUAAGCCGGGGCCCCCUGCUCCGUCGCCAUGGCAUCCAGGAAUGCAUCCUGUUGGUCACUCAGCGCAUCACCAAGUACCCCGUCCUCAUCCAGCGCAUCCUGGACAAUACCAAGGGCAAUGAGGAGGAGGCCUCUUCUGUCAGCCAGGCGCUGGUGCUGAUCCGGGAGCUGCUCAGCUCGGUGGACCAGCAGGUCCUGGAGCUGGAGCGCACCCAGAGGCUGCAGGAGAUCCAGGCCCGGCUGGACCCGCGGGCGGAGACGGAGGUGCGGGGCGGAGGGGUGUUCCGCGGCGGGGAGCUGCUGAGGCGCCAGCUCAUCCACGAGGGAACGCUGCUGUGGAAGACCACUGCGUCCAGACUCAAAGAUGUACAGGUCCUGCUGAUGACAGACAUCCUGGUGUUCAUGCAGGAAAAAGAUCAGAAGUUCAUUUUCCCCUGCCUGGACAAGCCUGCUGUUCUCUCCCUGAAGAACCUCAUAGUCAGAGACAUAGCCAAUCAAGAGCGCGGAAUGUUCCUCAUCAGUGACUCCACCCCCCCAGAGAUGUACGAGAUCCACGCCGCCUCCAAGGAUGACAGGAACACCUGGAUGAGACUCAUUCAGCAGACUGUCAGCUGCUGUCCGUCCAGAGAGGACUUCCCGCUGAUCGAGACCGAAGACAAGGCUCUGCUGCGCCGGCUCAGAGCUGAUAUCCAGCAGAAGGACCGGGAGGUGCUGGAGCUCCUUCAGGAGAGGGUCACCCUGUUCUCAGAUCUGGCAGAGGUGACGUCAGGCCAGGAGGUCACCUUGCACCACAACACACGAAAUCUCUUCCGUGCCGAAACCCCCCACGCGCCCCAGGCGGAGAGGCUGCUCAAUGAUGCCAUUGCUGAGGUGGACAGGCUGAGCGAGCUGCUGCUUGGCUCCAACAUUGAAGUGCCUCUGUCAUGUAGUUCCAACAGCGAUCAGAACCACACGGAGGCGCCAGUGAGCAAUGGAGAGGAGAUAUCAGUCAAUGGAACUCACGACCAGAACAGCCCAACAUCGAAGGACAGGAAUGGUAACCAACUACAAGACAAGCCUCUGAAUGAGGAGGUGUGUCAGAGGCUGGUGAAUCUCAGUACCCAGCUCCAUGCACUACAGGCUGCCGUGAUCACGCAGGACUCCAUCGUCGAGCGCUGCGUCCGGGAGGGCUCGCUCUCAACACCCACGACGCCCGUCCCGCUGUCCUCCACCCCUGCCAAGCUGUGCCGCUCCAUGUCACGCGACGCGGGCCUGGACGCCAGCACGGGGGCGGCCUUGGGGGAGCUGGCCCUGCUGCAGCGGCAGCACAGCCUCCUGCAGGAGGAGCUGGUGAGACUGAGGGCCUCCGAGGGCAAGCUGAAGGACAGCGAGAAGGCCCGCCUCCAGCUGGAGAAGCAGGUGAAGGACAUGAUCGCCAACAGUGGCGCCGCCCCAGUGGAUGCCGCGGGAAUGACAGGUUCCGAUCAGGCUCCUCACGAAGGCAAUGGAAGUGAGGGAGAUCCUGACCCUGUUGCGCCAUUGGCCACUCAAGAAUUAGUUGACCAGUUGGAUGGCCUACAGGAAGGCAGCGACUUGGAGGAGAACUCAGAUGACGAGGAAGACUUGAGAAUUUCACCCCGCUCUGACAGCCCCAGAGACCUACAGGACAUCCCGGAGGAGAGUGAGUGCGGAGCAGAAGCGCGGGAGUCUGAGGCGGAUUCUGAGACGCACAGCUAACGACAGCUCUACCUGGUCCCGGGACCUAGAACUGGACCCCAUCUCAACAGGAACCGCAGACCUGAACUCACCUUUCAUUCUGUACAUAUAAGUCCACCUAUAGAGCAAAUAUCAUAUUAUCUUAAGGUAUAAACUUGCAAUGAGAUGUUGUGCUACAGUUCGAGAUUCAUGGUUCACUGUUAUUUUAUUUCAUAUUAUGUCUCUCUUCUAGAAUCCUCCUUGGAAUCUGUUUUCUGUUCUGUGACUCUUCCCUCCGGCUCCUGCCUCUUUUCUCUCCAUCCCUUUUCUUCCUUAAAACAAGGAAGAAAUGCCAAAAAGGGAGUGUUUGAGGAGAAGGAAUUAGGACAGUAGCCGCAGCAGUGAUGAGAUUCCAAGGUAGAUUCAGGGACCUGUUCAUAUGAUGGAAACCAUAAUAUGAUUAGUAACAACCUAACCUGUUUUAGCUGUUCAUUUCAUCCAGUAUCCUCAGUACUUUUGCGUUGUCUGUGGCCUGGAUAUCUUAGUGACUGAAACUCAGCGUUCACAUGAGGAGGAGGAAGUUGG